Messenger RNA from Sycon ciliatum, 3094 nucleotides. Its product is annotated as germ cell nuclear acidic protein-like. The transcript has a single exon. Bases 1012 to 2817 code for a protein of 601 amino acids. Gene Ontology annotation, molecular function: DNA-binding transcription factor activity, RNA polymerase II-specific; RNA polymerase II cis-regulatory region sequence-specific DNA binding. The record is from RefSeq and is a predicted model, not a curated record. NCBI's taxonomy places the organism in Eukaryota, Metazoa, Porifera, Calcarea, Leucosolenida, Sycettidae. Gene Ontology annotation, biological process: cell differentiation; anatomical structure morphogenesis; regulation of DNA-templated transcription.
GUACUAGUAGCUGCCGCUCCAUCGCGGAAGCUCACAUUUUCGCAGAGGGAGAAGUUAGUUAGUUGGUUGGUUGCGCGCAUUGGUAGAUCAGUAUUCUGGUUGCUGUCUUACGAGUAUUCUCUGCGCUUCAUACCAAUGCGAUUACUCCAGGGCAGUGGCAACAUUACGGCAACCGUACACAGAUAAGCGGGAUUCACGGUGGAUGACAGUGGCUAGGGAUACAGUGUGUCAGCUUUGACUUCGAGGCACACGCGCACCAGGCCCUGCCUGCGCUUCACGUAUUCACCCUGUAUAAUAGUCGUAGUUUGACGUCUACAUGAUACAUAAUCCCCCUGCUCCUGAGGAACUGGACCAGCUUUAGCUUCGCCGACUAAACCGCCACUCCAUAGCAAAGCUAGGGCCUCGCGUUGUGAUUUCUCCACUGGGUAGAUCUGCUACGCUGUUGGAGUCUUAGUCUUAGCUUUCAUGCAACAUCCCCCAGUCAUAGUCCUAGACUCCAGUCUAUUCUACAGCAACCUGUAACAAAGGACUGACGGCUGGCACGUUCUGCGAACGCGACGUGGAGUGUGAAAAGAUCUCUCUCUCUCUUUGAUCCAGCUGAGCGAACUGAGGGAUCCAGUCACAGUGCAGUGGUGAACCAACACUCACUUCUCCCCCGCAUUUCUACUCACUGUCACAGCCAGAACGCCAACACUAGCGCAGCCUCAUCCGCUGUCAAGUAAGUCGAAGGCAUACGUGAUCAGCGCUCCGCAUGAUGCAGGCCUGCUGACUGCUGUCAUCGCGUGUGACUGGUUCUAGCCUCUACUCGGAGUACGGUGUGGUAGUGCGUGGACGCAUACAUACGGAUAGGAUAAAUUAGGUGCACCGCGUGGCACUUCAUUCAUUAUUGUGGCUUCAGGUGGCGAUAGGAGGACAUUUUAGUAUCGUGUCUGGUUGGGAGAGAUCGAAUCUGCUGUCUUCAGAAGUUCAGUAUUGCAACUAGUCUUUCAGCUCCGUUGAAUUUCUAUCGUCAUGAUGAGUGACGGCUCGGAUUCCCUAAGUUUUUCUUGCCUGUGCAUUCUGGAAUCUUAUGCACGUAAGAGGAAGAGGACAGAUACGGAAUCCUCCACUAGCAGCAGUCCGUAUGGCAGCAGCUCAUCCGGCAGAAGUUCAUAUGGCAGCCGUUCUUCUGGCAGUAGCUCAUCUAGUUCAUCUAGUUCGUCUGGAAGCAGUAGCAGUGAUAGCAGCGACACGGAAUCCUCAGAUUCAGAAUCCGACAUCCCUAGGCCUAGUCAACUUGAAUCCGACACUGCUGCUAGUCAACUUCCGCUUAGCGACUAUCAUCUCAGACUCCGGGCCCGCAGCAGGAGAAGUAGCCAGGACAACAGCAGUAACGUUAUUGUGAGCAACAGCAAUAGCAGCGUCAAAAGCAGUGGUCAAAGCAGCGACAGCAAUAGCAGCAUCAAAAGCAGUGGCCAAAGCAGCGACGGCAAUAGCAGCGUCAAAAGCAGUGGCCAAAGCAGCGACAGCAGCGUCACCACUGGCGAUCUUAGCAGCGAAAGCAGCACCAGCAGCGGUACCGAAUCCGAUGAUUCCUACCCCAGGCCAGGAACAGUUGUAAAGAAGAAGACCCGAAACUCAAGACUGGCAGCACCAGCCGCCAGCACGCAGAGCACCACCAACUUCACACCAAUGUCCAGAAUAAUGAAAUCGUCUACAUGUAUCAGUGUCCAACAAGCGAAGCAGCAGCAGCAACACCAGCUACAGCAGUUGCAUGCUCCAGGGGAACGCAGGCGAAAGAUCAAAGGUGCAGCAGCCGAGCACGUCAAGCGACCAAAGAAUGCGUUUAUGGUUUGGUCAUCCUUGGAGCGGAAAGAGAGGAUGGCCAAAAACCCCAAACUGCACAACGCCGAGAUAAGCAAGGACUUGGGACGGGUGUGGAAGUCAAAGACGGAAGACGAGAAGAAGCCCUUUUACGAUAUGGCUAAAAGAGAGAAGAUUGAACAUCAGGCGAAGUACCCUGAUUACAAGUACCGGCCUAAGAAGAAGCCAGUCAAGCUUGAGCCAAUGGUUGAGCUUGUCUCUAAGAAGCCUGUGGCACACUCUAGAUCAAGAGACACAGCAAGGAGAUCAGGUAGCAAGAAACCAGCCGGACGAGCAAGACCAAACGUUCACCAGGAGCCGUUGAUACCCGAUUUGAAACGCCGCUGUAUUCUUCAGCCAAGCUUACCCCAACGCAAUGCAGCAGCCGCGACUGUCUGCUCUCAAUCUGCUCGCAGUGCAUCCAGCAAGCCACCGGGCAAGACAUCCAGCAGUGUAUCCAGUUACACAGUGCAGCAACCACAAGCCUUGCCAGGCGAUGACCUGGAUAUUGCGAGGGACUUCAACACACCAGAGUCAUUGCCGUCCGACUCUGAAACAACAUCAUUGACGUCAGAUGAUACUGCACUGUUGCGUGAAAAGCUAGCCCAGCAUAUCGCAGACAACGGACAGGAUGGCAACGAAACAGUCGACAAGCACCAGCAGAAUUGCACUGCAGCUCUAACACCUAAUGACGACCUCCAGAAACCAUUGAGUGAAGACUUGCACUGCGCACAUCCUCCCUACGUAGCCGAAAACACAGAAACGCCACCGCUGUCUCCCUCAACGGCCGUAUCAGCGGAAGAGUACUCUUGCGACUCGAAUAGACCGCUCCAGUUCAGGUCUCCUGUCUACUACGAGUCCAGACAUACUUCCUCCAUGUGGGCUCCAAUCCGAGAUCUUGUGCCAGGUGCAGAGGAACUAAUCCACCUCGCGGAAAUGGCAGAAACAGGCGUGUUUCCUGUAUCAUUUGAAUGAUUUAUAACUGGAAUUUAAACACCGAGAAACGUUUGAGCAACCCUUUGAAGGUUUCUGUAUUAUUCUAUGUUGUUCAUAGUUUUAAGAUUAUGAUGUUGAGCCGGUACUUACACUGGUGCUCAAAGCUCCAAUUGUACUCAGUGAUAUUCAUUCUGACUUAACACCACACAAGGAGAGACAGCUUCCUUGCCUUUUGAUAUUGUUAUCAAUGUGAAAUUCUGGAUUGAUCUUCCCAGUAUUGCGAGUCUUGGAGGAAGAAGACUUUAACAUUUUAAAA